UGUCUUGAGGAGAUACAAGAUGUGUUGUUUUGUGUGAUUUUUUUUUGUAAACGAUAGAUAAUUUGACAGAAUUAUGUGUUAUUGUGUGUGAUAAUGUGUGUUUGUUUAUAACUUUACUGGAAUAUUGUCAAAACCGGUGAUAAAAGAUGGCAGAAAUAAUCUUCCAAAGACGAAAGCCCGCGCUUAUCUGUGAGCCAAACCCGCUCAUAAUCCUGCUAGUCCUGGCAAUUGCUCAACUAUGUAUGUCCCAAGAGAUCAACAGGGCCCCGCAUUUUGUGCCCCAGACCGGGGACAUGUCCCAGUUUAGUGUAGCUGAAGAUACGGCGGUGGGGACGCCUGUUUAUCAAUUAAAAGGAAUCGAUCCAGAGAACAGUCGGCUAACAUAUUCCAUAUCUGGCCAAUACUUCAGUGUUGACUCCAACACGGGUGUGGUCACGUUGGCGAAGAGCUUAGAUAGAGAGGAACAAGCGACUCUGGAAGUCAUUAUUAGUAUAACAGAUGAAGGCUUAUCAAACACAGAACCAAACACAGUGUCCCUACGUCGUGUGAUACCAGUCCGGGAUGUGAAUGAUAACCCGCCUGUGUUCCACAAUAGACCGUACAUCGUUAACAUAAGUGAGGCUACUCCCGUUGAUAGUGAGAUUGAGGUGUCUCCAAAGAUAUUGAUAACGGAUCUCGAUGAAGGUGAAAAUGCGAAUAUUCGAGUUUCUUGUUCUACUAAGGACAGGGGAAGCGAUGCUGAGGCUUGCUCGACGUUCAGAAUUGUUACUGACAUGAUAUCACCAAACGAGUACCAAGCGCGUAUCUACCUAGCCAAGCCUCUCGACUACGAAAGCCGUACAGCAUACGUCAUAACGCUCGCAGCGCUCGACCAGAGCGCACGUCCGCUGCGGGCGACUGCGAGCGUUGCGGUCGGGGUACGGGAUGUACAGGACCAGCCGCCCGUGUUUGUAAAUUCACCGUAUUCGCCCACUGUGCCUGAGAAUACUAGUCCUGAUACAAGUAUUCUAGAAAUAGUAGCUAAAGACGGCGACACAGCAAACCCUCGACCAGUUUUAUUGACCCUUGAAGGUGAUACGCAAUCCUACUUCAAGUUAUUGCCCGAAAGAGCAAUUGGUCGUGCUGUACUGACUACAACGAAUAACCCGAUUGACAGAGAAAGCGAUAUUAUAGUGCAAAAUGGUGGAGUUUAUACUUUUAAUGUUAAGGCCACAGAACUAAUAAAUAACGAAGUGCCAUCAGAUUUCACAGUAAUUCCAGUUACCGUCAUAGUUACCGAUGUCGAUGAUCAUGUACCGAUUUUUAAUAAAGAUACUUUUGACAUAUCGAUACCGGAAAAUAUCGAUAAUGGCAGCCCAAUACCCGGCUUAUCGAUAUACGUUGAAGACAUUGAUUUAGGGCAAAAUAGUAAAUACGAUUUGAAACUACGCAAUGUGUUUAAUUCAGAAGGUGUGUUCGCUUUAACUAAUGAACACGGUGAAGGAAGAACACCGAUUAGUGUUAAAGUUAAAGAUUCGUCCAAACUAGAUUAUGAUGUCGAUGAUGAAGAAAAAAGGCUAUUUAGUUUCGAUAUAGUUACAUCACUACACGAUCAAGAAUUAUCAUCAGCUAGAGUUAAUGUAAAGUUAUUAGAUGUCAAUGAUAAUGCACCAGUAUUUGACGAACAACAAUACAAACUGAAUGUACUAGAAAACGCUACAGUUGGUACCAAAAUUGGCGACAUUAUUGCAACAGAUAAAGAUUAUGGUAUAUUCGGUGAGAUUGAAUAUACUUUAAGCGGUUUUGGUGCGAAUUUCUUCAAAACAGAUAAGAAUAAAGGUGGUAUUUACGUGGCAAGAGAGCUAGAUUAUGAAAGUCAAAAGAGUUACAGUUUAACGUUAUUUGCUAAAGAUGGAGGGGGUAAAGGAUCAACUACUAGUGUGUUUAUUGAUGUGUUAGAUGUAAAUGACAAUGUUCCGAUUUUUGAGGCGUCUGAAUACAGUCGAACGAUACGAGAUGGCGCCACCAGCUUCGAACCGCAAUUGGUUAUUCGAGCAACCGACAUAGACGGACCAACUCAAGGCGAGGGACGUAUUCGCUACUCUCUCGAAUCAGACAACAGUAUAGCUCACAAGGGACAAGUGUUCACAAUCGACGAGCACACCGGGGAACUGGAUAUAGUGCAGAAAGUGGAAACUAUGGAUACACCUCGAGGGCAAUAUGAACUGGUUGUUAGAGCUACUGAUUAUGGUAUCCCACCACUUUUCAAUGAAACUCGCGUAUUUAUUCGCGUAGGAGUACCCGGGAACCAACGGCCUACAUUCAAAGGCAACUACCACCAUUACAAAUACACAGUGAACCAAAAGAACGAUGUCACUGAUGAUUUUACUUUCGACCUUAAUCCUAUGAACUAUAAGGCCAAUAUUAGAGAAGACGCAAAACCGGGAGAUAACGUUACUAUGGUUGUAGCUAAUGAUCCAGAUGGAUUGGAUGAUUUAUUAACGUAUCAUAUAUUAACUGGUUCUAAGGACAAUUUUGUUAUAAAUGAGAAAACGGGUCUCAUAACAGUAUCAAGCGAUGCAAACUUAGAUCGCGAUCUAAACACCGAUCGAUACGAAAUAAUAGUCUCUGCUGUUGAUAGCGGACGACCUGCACCAGAAACAGCAACUACGACCGUCUUCGUUCAUAUAUCAGACGUUAAUAAUAAACCCCCAGUGUUCAACAUCACACAAGCGACCACAUACAUAUCAGAAAGAACACCUAUCAAUGAAACUGUAACGAAAAUUAUCGCACACGACACAGACUUGACGGCUAAGCUGAAAUACUCUAUAAUAGACCCCAUUAAAGCGUUUUCUAAAGCCGGCGUACAAUUGAAACCAAACGCUAACUAUGAUUAUAAGAAUAUCUUUCGUAUAGAUGAAGACACUGGAGAUAUAUUUGUUAAUGGAACUUUAGAUUAUAGUCAAGUAUCGAUUGUAAUACUUACUAUUAAAGUAGUCGAUGUUAAUGCAGAAUUGAAUAAAGAACAAUUCGCAACAACAGAACAUACUAUUUAUAUACAACCUUACGCUGAUGAUAAUCCAAGGUUUAUGAAUCCUGGUUGGACAAAUUCCAAUCCAUUGAUUUACCACAAAAUUAAAGAAGAACAGCCUAUUGGUAGUACUGUGUUAGUUCUAAUGGCUGAAGACCCUAUAUCAAACUCUAAAGUGACAAAUUUCAAAGUAGUUGAUUCAGAAACUGGUCUGUUACAAGUAGAUCCUUUCAGUGGUCAAGUUGUGUUAACAAGACAUCUAGAUUAUGAAGAACUAAAGAGUCCUAAUUUAACAUUAACCGUACAAGCGAUAGGUAGUGAUGAAAGUAAGCAUAGUACAGCGAAAGUUGUUAUUGAAGUGAUGAAUAUUAAUGAUAAUGCUCCAGUGUUCGAGAAAGAGUUAUACAAAGUCAGCGUAUUAGAAUCAAUUCUGUAUCCCGAAGCAGUAGUUACUGUUAAAGCGAAUGAUAAAGACGCAGUGUUAACUAAACAAGAUGAGCUAAAUGGGUAUUCUGAUGUUCGAUACAUGUUGAGAGGAGAAAACACUGAGCUGUUUGUGAUUAAUAACAAAACAGGGGAAAUACAGGUGGCUCCAAACAAAUCUCUAGACCGUGAGCGUCAAUCGGUCCUCCGUCUAGAAGUGGAAGCUGUAGAUGGACCAUCAUCUACAGAUAGACUGCGGUCCACCACUGCAGUAUUGAUUGACGUACUUGAUGUGGAUGAUAACUCGCCGACUUUCGAGAAAACUGUUUAUACCGCUGUGGUUCCUGAAAAUGUUCCAAUUGGCAUCAGCGUUGUUAAGUUGCUGGCUACCGACCCUGAUGAAGGUUUAGGAGGCGAAAUUAAAUAUGAAUUUCUUGAUGAGGGUGAAGCGAAUGGUUUAUUCACAAUCGAUCAAACAACUGGAGAAGUGAAAACUCAAAAGGAACUCACGGGUAGGGGUCGAACUGAUCCCUAUCGGCUGUUAGUUGGUGCCACGGAUGGUGGAGGACAUUCAGGGGAUGCUUCCCUUGCGAUUUAUAUAGGGGAUGUUAGCGCUAAUGAUGGAGUACCUAGGUUCAUACGACCAGCGGAAGGCGAGGAUUUGUAUGUUAGCGAGAAUGCAACAAUAGGCUCUAUGGUAUAUCAAGUAGUGGCCAGUGACCCCGAUGAUCCGACGCAACCAGCCGGGCAAAUAUCUUACCGCAUACAACGGACUGAAGAUGCGUCUGUUUUUUCUAUCGACCCAGACUCCGGUACUAUAACGACACGGCAACCACUAGACCGCGAACGUAAAGCAGCAUACACACUAGUGCUCGUCGCACAAGAUGGCGGCUCCCCGUCACAACAGCGCACGCGCAUUGUAACCGUGCGUGUCACUGAUGUGGAUGACCAUAAACCGCAUUUUGCUAGACACCUGGAUGCCCCGCCAGUAUUAAUGACCACGAAAGAAGAAGUUCCCAUUGGCUCUGUUAUUGGUAAAAUUAAAGCAAUUGAUGAGGAUAUCGGAGAAAAUGCGGCUAUAGACUAUCGUAUUACUGCUGGCAAUGAGCUAGAAUACGUACAGUUACAAAGGACCAAUGAUAGUGAAGCUUUAAUAAUAGCAGCAGCACGAUUGGACAGAGAGACAAUGUCGAGAAUAUUGUUGACGAUACAGUGCUUUAAAUUGGGUACCAACCCGAGGUUCAGUAAAACUUACAAUAGAUUGGACCCAUCAGAAAUCCAAAUAGCCAUUAAAAUUCUCGACAUAGAUGACCACCUUCCGCAAUUUGAUACAACCAACGUAACCAUAGGUGUCAGACUAAACGUAGCUUUAGGAACCACUAUCGCACUAGUCAAAGCUAUAGACAAGGAUCCAGAUGCAUUGCCCAUAGACUAUAAGAUAGUUAACAUGAGUUUCGAAUCGCCUAUAAAGUCGAAAUCUUUGAAUAAUGUAACUGAUGUAAUUGUGGUUAAUGAUACGACAGGAGAACUGAGGAUUAUGAUGAAUCUUAUACAUUACGCUGAUGGGAUAUUCAGAUUAACAGUACGAGCAAAUAAUUCUGAUGAUCCAGAAAGAUUUAGCGAUCUACACGUUGAGGUGGUAGUAGUACGUGAGAGAGAUCUAUUAAGGCUAGUGUUGCCGAGUGGUCGCGCUCGUUUAUCCGCGCUCAAGGAAAGCAUAUCGAAAGUACUGGAAUUGAAAAAACUUAAGCUACAAGUGCAUGACUCUACACAUGACGCUUUUAACGAUAAUAUGGGGCCGUGCUUCCAGUUCCGCACGAUGGAGGGCGCGGCGCUGACGCCGCAAGCGAUGAAGGCGACGAUCCGGUCGCUGGGCGCGCAGUUCCAGCUGGUGCUGCAGCAGCACGCCGUGCGCAACAUCACCGCGUGCGGCGCGCCCCGCCCCGCGCACUCGCUGCCGCAGCGCGCCCUGCUCGCGCUCGCCGCCGCGCUGCCGCCCGCCGCGCUGCUCGCGCUGCUGGCGCUCACCUGCAUGCACUCCGCCGCGAAACGGCGCAUGCGUGCUUCGUUGCUGGCCUGCCGGGAAGCCCCUACCACCAUUUCCCAACCGACAAGACUUUACGCCGAACCAUUAUAUUCUACAUGAAGGAAUUAGGAACGUCACAUAUCAAUUAAAAAUAAUAAAGAGAAAUAAUGAAAGAAUGGACUAGAUAGAUUGCAUAUGUUUAUACUUAUUAUUAUCAAGUUGAAUUGUGUAUUCAGGCAUCCUGGUAAAAUAAAAAGAGCGUGUAUGCCGAACAUACGUGUCAGAAGUGAAACUUCUUUGGCAAUAUUCAAAGAUACCAAAAUCGUCGCCUUACACCAUGACGUGACGUUGAAAUUUUACUCUCAACUUUUGAUUCAAAAACAUCUGUUCAGCGAAGAUAUAACGAUAAUAUCUGUAAUCGAUACAAAUCUCGUGUACCUAUGAUAAAUAGAAAUACAUCGAUUAGAGAAUUAUUUGAAUUGAUAUGCGAUAAGCGAAAACAACUCAAGUUAAGUGAACUAUUUAUUAUCAUAUUUCUACAAAAUAGGCUCUUGUAAAUGCCUAAUUUUCAGGCAGAUUGCAAGAAAAAUCAGAUAUUAAAAAAAUAGGCUCUUGUGAUUUGAAAAAAAAAUAGUACCAAUAUUUAAGUGUAAGAUUGUCAAGUCAUGUUUUUAUUGGAAUUUAAAGAUAACAAAAGACUCGUGUACGACCGUCCAUAUAUUUUUAAGUUUGUAAAUAAUCUAUACUAAUAUUAUAAAUGCGAAAGUAACUCUGUCUGUCUGUCUGUUACUCAAUCACGCCUAAACUACUAAACCA
Molecule: messenger RNA, 6275 nt
Organism: Colias croceus (clouded yellow)
Lineage: Eukaryota; Metazoa; Arthropoda; Insecta; Lepidoptera; Pieridae
Gene: Cad74A
Product: cadherin-23
Exons: 24
Coding region: 147-5579 (1810 amino acids)
Biological process (GO): homophilic cell-cell adhesion
Cellular component (GO): plasma membrane
Molecular function (GO): calcium ion binding
Source: RefSeq, a predicted model, not a curated record